This is a messenger RNA of Nothobranchius furzeri (turquoise killifish), 5797 nucleotides long. RefSeq lists its product as uncharacterized. The record is from RefSeq and is a predicted model, not a curated record. Lineage: Eukaryota; Metazoa; Chordata; Actinopteri; Cyprinodontiformes; Nothobranchiidae. Gene Ontology annotation, cellular component: nucleus; aryl hydrocarbon receptor complex. Gene Ontology annotation, biological process: regulation of transcription by RNA polymerase II; xenobiotic metabolic process; response to xenobiotic stimulus. Gene Ontology annotation, molecular function: protein dimerization activity; nuclear receptor activity; transcription cis-regulatory region binding.
GUGCGCGCGCGCUCUCGCGCGCCGGCGCUCUGUUUGUGAGGCAGCUAGUUGCGUGCGAAGGGCUCGACAUGUCAUUCAAAGGAAUCCGCCACCUGAAACGCGAGGAAGCCAAGGCGACUGAAUUGGGUAUAAAGAAUCCGCAACAUCUGCUGCGAGCAGAGCGAAGCUGAUGAAAACAUCAGCUCGGAGCUCACCAGGACCUCUCCGCUUUAUUUUAAUUUCCCUCUUGGAUUUAUUACUGGAGCCGGUGCACCCCUGUGAGACGCAUCCCUUUAACACAUUUAACGUGGACGUGACUCUAAAGCCAACCGUAUACUGGAUUUAAUCCGCAGAUAUUCUGGCGCACCUGUUACCUCCGAGGAGCGCAGGAUCAUGAUCCCUCCGGGAGACUGCAUGUACGCGGGCAGAAAGAGGAGGAAACCCAUCCAGAAACAGAAGCCAUCCUCUGCCAAUGAGAAAAGCAACCCAUCCAAGCGGCACCGGGACAGGCUCAACGCAGAGCUGGACCGGCUGGCCAGCCUGCUGCCGUUCCCGCCGGACGUCAUCUCCAAACUGGACAAGCUGUCAGUGCUGCGUCUCGCUGUCUCCUACCUCCGUGUCAAGAGCUUCUUCCAAGCGAGUCAAGACAAGACUUCCAGGAAGCACAUCACCAGCACAGCAUCCUCUAACCCUGAACCCAGGAAAGAGAACCUUCCACUAGGCGCCACCAUCAACGAAAGCAGCCUCCUCCUGGAAUCUUUGACAGGCUUUGCCUUGGUGGUGAACAAUGAUGGGAUGGUUUUCUACGCUUCCUCAACCAUUGUGGAUUAUCUUGGAUUUCAUCAGACUGACGUGAUGCACCAAAACAUCUUUGACUACAUCCACAUAGACGACCGUCAGGAGUUCAGACGCCAGCUUCACUGGUCCAUGUGUCCUCCACAAUACCAGGGGACAUCUGGUCAACAGGACAAUCAGAUUACUGCAGGAACCAGUGAGGACUUUGUGGUGAACAGUGUGUUCAACUCUCCAGAGGCAGGAGGAAUUCCUCCUGAGCUCUCCUGCUUUCUCAACAGAUGCUUCGUAGCCAGGGUGCGAUGUCUAUUGGACAGUACCUCUGGUUUCCUGACUAUGCAGUUCCAAGGUCGGUUAAAGUUCCUCCAUGGGCAAAAGAAGAAGUCCCCCUCUGGUACAUCGACGCCUCCCCAACUGGCUCUUUUCUGCAUAGCUGUGCCUCUCUUACUGCCCUCCAUCGCUGAGAUGAAAGUGAAAAAUAUCUUAAUGCGGGGAAAGAACAAGGGAGGAGGGAUUAUGUCUGCAAUGGAGCAUGGUGAGCAUGGGGAACACCUGAGAAGGCACUCCGUCAAUGGUGGGAUGGGGGACAUCACAGACCCCAUCCUGUUUUCCCAUCCAGGAGCUUCGCAGCGAGGUCACCACACUCCCUGGACCCCAAUCUGCAAAGAAAACCUCAAGUACCACUCUGAUGGCUACUACAACCAGGAGGAGCCCCUCAAUUACUGCAAGUCCUCCAUGGCUGUCCAUAAAGGUGUAGGGGGUGGCAUGGGUGGUGGGUGGCACAUGAGGCAGCACUCAGGUCCCAUCAGAGCAGCCCAGGGAGUUGGAUACCACACCUCGAAUCGCCUGAAUAGAACUGGCCAGUACGAGAAGACUUAUCGCCGUUCUCCGAGCUGUCACGGUGGACGAGGGGAUGAGGUGUUUGUUUCCAAGCUCUAUGGGAACGUCCAGAUUCCAGCAGACCCUGAUGCUUACUGUGUGGACCUGGUGAAGAGUGAGAACGACUAUGGAGAGUGCUACAAUGCCCAUUUGAUGCCAGAUGUGCAACCCAUCAAGGUGGAGCAUGACUCGGACUCUGACAACGGGUGUGACGCAUACGGGCAAACUUGGGCUUGUCGUGACCAAGUUUCCAUCGACCGUCACUAUGGUAACGGGAUGUAUGAUCCAAGCUCUGGCUUGCAACUGAAAUCAGAGACCAAUUAUUAUGAUGCUCAGUACUCACCUUGUCAGCGAGGUAAAGCAGGAAUUAGCCCCCCAUACAACAGUGGCACCUAUCCAAACUAUGCAAUCAACAACAACGUAGGCAACGCCGCGCGCCUGCUAAAAGGCGAUAAAGACAUGGGCAACAACAGUGACUCCAGCCAGUACAGUCCUCAGAAACUCUCCCACUCAGACUCUCUAUGCAACAAUCAAUCUACCAACCUCAUGGACUCAAACGUAUACUCUCACAAGGCCUACAUGCACCUGGACUACAACAAGCAUGGCACUUAUGAGUUCAAAGGUCAGGGUCUGAUCCAUUCAAUCAAGCGGGAGCCCAUGGACUCCCCUCCCUGGUCUGGGAAUGGUCACGACCUAAACCGGUCCAUGCUGGUGGGCUCCAGGAACGUUAUGCCGUGUGGGAUGAGCACAGGCCACCACAAACCCAGUCCUUACAUUUAUAUGCAGUAAAAAUGUUUGGUGCACUAUGAAGCAGCACUUACCUACCUGCUCUCUCUCUCUCUCUCUCUCUCUCUCUCUCACACACACACACACACACACACACACACACACACACACACACACACACACACACACACACACACACACACACACACACACACACACACACACACACACACACACACACACACACACACACAGGGGCGUGUCCAGAUCUUUUAAAAUGGGGUGGCCCAGGUGAGGCACAACUUUGUGCAUGGGUGGCACCAAUGAUUAUGCUUUUUUUUUUUGUUUUACCCCCAAGCCUUUUGUGGACAAUGAAAAGCCUAUUUAAAGGUAAAUUAGUGUGGUGGCACCUAGGGGUGGCCAAGCAGAUUCCAAGGGUGGCAUGUGCUACCCCGGGCCACUCCCUGGACACGCCCCUGUUCAUACAAACAAAGUUGUGUAUUAAAAUCGAUUGCUUCACCUUUUCGUGAACACGUACCAGCAUCACAAGAGAAGUUUUUUUAUAUUUAAUGAAGAUGUUUCUCACAAGGCUCAGGUUUAAGCGUCAGUGUUGACAAUCAGAAAAAAAGGUUACUUUUAGUUUAUUUUAUCGAUCCCUUGUUUUUGAGGUACACAUUUUAUUGAUUCCAAGCACUUUUGCAUUUAUAGACAAUGUGACAAAAGUCUUUUUUUUUGGUUUUGCAUGUAUGUGCACAUCAGGCUGUCGAGGUAAAAUAGCUAUAAAAAGAUUUUUUGAGCACAGAAGACUCCACUGUUAACUUCAUUCAGUUUAGGUAGAUGAUUAGGAAAACAUGCGUAUAGGAGGCAGAGAUGUACUCAAAGGCUGGCGUGUUUCAUAUCUGUUCCGUUUACUUCUUUUUGUGCAAAUGACUAAAACAUUUGAUGCUGCAUAAAAUGUAAAAUAUAAAAUGCAAUGAUGUACAAUGCAAUUGGAUCUUAAAUUUUACUGGAAAAUGAUGACGAGAAAACAAAGCAACAAAAGGCAGCAAAGCUGUGAAGCUGUUGCGUUAGAACCUCUGAGCCUAAAAUAUGAGUUUCUGAAACACUGCCACAUUGUUUUAGCCCAAACUCAUUUUAAGGACCAGAGUUGCUGGAAAACUGCACAUCUGUAAAGAUCCAUUUAAAGCUGAAUGAUACAAACAGGCAUCAGAGCAUCACAUUCUGCCAUCAAGAUGAUCUCUUCUUCAGAGAAAGCCUUGCUUGAUAAUUCUGCAUGUUUUAGGACAGACCUGUCAUCUUAUCAUCAAACAGCAACUGAGAAAACAUUCUGCCUUUAAAAUAAGAGUACAAAAACAGAACAGUAAACAAAACUUCAUUCAUAAUUGAAAAUGGUACGAAACUUCACAUUAUCUUUGCAUAAGAGGUCACUAGAUUAAACUAAUUCUAAGGUUUUGGUUAAAGCUCCUAUAGCAAAUGUACAGAACAGGCUAGGUUUUGAAAGCAAACACGAUGACGGAACACUGACCCCUCCUCUCGGGUAUCUUCCCUAAGACGCGUCCACCAGAACCAGAAGCCCACGACAAAACGAAACAGUGCUAACACCAGUCACUGUUUUCUACGUCCAAACGUCUUUUGUUGUCCGUGACUUCAAACGGUGAUUUUCUUUUUGGGACUCUGGUAGUUUGUCCUAAAGCUGAAGUGGUAGCAGCCGGCUGUUUCUCCUUCUCUUUUAUUGACAGUGGCAUUCUGUUGCUAAAUGCGUGAGUGUGUAAUGAGUGGAAGACCCAGGGAAGUGAGGUGUCUCAGGAGACAGACGACUGGAUGGGUCAGUAGUUGCUUUUGGUCUGAAAUGUGUUAUUGGCGCGGUUUUUUAGUUAAAUGCGAGAGAGCCAAUACAUUUGUUUAUUUUUCAUUUUUUUAAAUCUCCAAAAUAUAUGUAUAGCUAAAUAUAGCUAUACUAUGUUGGAACGUUGUUAAGAGGCAUAAAAAAAUUGAAGCUAAUUUGUUUUCCACAUUUGCUGUAGCAGCUUUAAUGUUCAUCAUUGCAUUCUGUUUUUAUUUGUAGUUAUGCAUGUCGAUUUUUUAGAUACCAGAGUUGUAAUUACUCUUUUUAUGUCACAGCAUCUGGUAAUGUGUGAAUGGAAAUGGAAAAAAAAAAAAACUUUCUAUGCAUUAUGGACUCAAAUCAUUCAGUUUGCACAGACAUAAAACUUAUGUGCAGUUUAAACACCAAAGUAGCAAGAUGAUACAUUAUCUGAGUUUUUACUGUUGAUGUGUUGAAGUACACCUUUCAUCCAGAACUAAGAGAGAAUUAAAACCACGUCGUCUGUUUUUCAGUAUGUUUUGUGUUUAUGUUCGGACACACAUUUUUCUUUUCACAUGGCUGUUUAUAAAUACGACAUAUAUCACUACACAACAUUUAGAGGAUUUGAUGCAAAAACAUUUGCAAAAGUGUCUUCAGAGUCUAAUUUAAACAUUUAAUUGGUAGGUCCCAUUUAAAAUGUGUUUAUUAACUCAUAACAACGUUGUUACAAGGGAAGAGAUGUGGGUUCAAAAAGUAAGUAAACUAACCUCAGUCAUAAAUCUGAGUCCAUGAGUCCACUUUUACUUAAAGUCAGAUUUUAGAAAGAUUUAGACAUUUUUUUAACUUGUCAUAACUAUUAUUUAAAUCAACAGGAUAAACUGAAUAGUUCCUGCACCAGUCGGAUUGUAACAAUUGUAAACUGAAGGUCAGCAGAAGCAAAAUAAAAGUGAUAUUUUUCUAUCUUUUAACUUUAUUUCCUCCUUCUAAAGCACAAUUUUUAAUUUUAAUGUUAUUUUUAACUGUAGAACUUAAAUUUUGCAUUUUGUUCUCAGUGUAGCCUCGCAUCUCUGAAAAAUUUCCUUCAGAAUUAAAGUAUCCUAUUUCAUAUUGUCUUUUAAGUCCAGAAUAAUCAGAUUUUGUUUGUUUUUUGCAUCAGUAUUUUUGCACAUAUUGAUUAAAAGUACCAAAUUGAUUUAAUAACAGGUCUCAGCUCUGAGGAACUACAGUGGUAGUUUCUUUAUUGCACUACUGGGAAUAGUUUCAUUUGAAGUUCAGCCUACCUAGAAACGUUGCGUCAACACGCACAAAUGUAGACAAUAUCACUGUUGUGGAUUUAUCCUUUUAUUCUUGUGUACACUCAUGGAAAUACAUGCUUGACUCUUUGUAUUUAUUGUAAAAGGCAAAUGUGUCUAAUUUUAAGACUACAAAUUUGAAGGCUUUGUUCAUUAUUGGAAAAUGACGCUUUUUUUCUUUUCUAUAUAUUUUUUGUUGGUCAUUUGUGCUGAUGUCACUGAGGAUUUUGCUGAAAAGUUGUGAACAGAGUGUACAUAUACAGAGUCUUCCAAUGUUUUUGCAAAUGGAACUAUUGUCUAUUAAAGAUCUCUCUUUAUAUGGAAA